Molecule: messenger RNA, 4204 nt
Organism: Notothenia coriiceps (black rockcod)
Lineage: Eukaryota; Metazoa; Chordata; Actinopteri; Perciformes; Nototheniidae
Product: zinc finger protein 292
Exons: 11
Coding region: 3-4199 (1398 amino acids)
Biological process (GO): regulation of transcription by RNA polymerase II
Cellular component (GO): nucleus
Molecular function (GO): DNA-binding transcription factor activity, RNA polymerase II-specific; DNA binding
Source: RefSeq, a predicted model, not a curated record
GUAUGGCGGAAUGCGAGAGUGAUUUGGAAACAGAAGGGCUUGAAUUAGCUCUGGACACAUUGUGUGGAAGACACUGCAGCAACCAGUUGUCUCUGAAGAGCAAAGACUAUUGCUCUGAGUUUUGUGAGUUGGUUGAGGAGUACACGGGGCAAUGGCAGGUUCCUCUCCCUCAGCUAAAGUUGCUGCGGACUGCACUCUGCAGCUUCACCAAAGCCACUGCUGCCUUCCCUGAGGACUGUCAGCACGUCCACUAUGUUCUCAGCAGUAUGGCCUUGAGCUUUUUUGAACUGAUGCUGUUUUUCAGCAAAGAAGAAUUUGUGGAAGAGCCUUUAAAAGACAUCCUUGACUGCUUUCAGCAGUGCCACUGUCAGCUCCUGAGGCACAGGAACAGCUACCUUCAGCAUGUAAAGCUCAUCAUCAAAGCCGGAGGCCCGUGGGAAAACCCAGUGCUGCAAGGAAUCCUGAAGGAGGCCCACCUUCCACCAAAACAGGUUGAGGACUACUUAAGCUCAGAGCUGGCAGUAUUCUUUGAGCUGCGGAUUCGCUACCUGCUGGCCUGUGAACGAAUGCAAGAGGCCAUGGCUCUGGCUAAAAGCUGCCUGGAAAAUCUCGAGGCUGGAAAGCAUCUGUACUUCCAUCAGGCCUACCUGACCUGCCUCUACAAGGCCUCACUGCACGAGCACCUUCACAAGGAGAUGGCGGAGAUAGAUGGCCGCGAUGCAGUGGAAAUCAUCUGCAACACAGAGAGCAUGGAGAAAGACGAGCUCCUGUUGUCGCUGUGUAAAGCUUUCCUUACCCAGCAGCUACACAAUGGAGACAUGUACUACAUCUGGGACCUGGUGUUCAUCUGGAGCAGGUUGCAUCUCCGGGCCCAUCUCUCCAGACAUGGCUUUCUGGCUGAGUGCUUGCAGUUAGCUUCUUCCGCUACUAACGUCAGAGCCAUCUUCCCCUUCAUCAAACUGGUCACAACAGAGCUGGGAGUGGAAAGCGUCCAGGUGUGUGUGGAGCUUUGUGCCAGGGCCCUGCGGCUGGCUGACAUGCAGGCUGACAGUGUGACCCGCUCUCUUGCCUGCAAGACCAUCGCCUUCCUGCUGCCUCACGACCUGGAGAUCUGUCGAGCGUGCGCCCUGCUGGUGUUCUGCCAGGAGCGCAGCCUGGAAGCUUACCGAACUGUCUGCCUGCUUUACAAUCAUCCCGACCAGGAGCCGCAUCCCCAAAACAGCCCGGUCCGGACCAGCGUGCGAUUCCAUAUCCUGCAGAUGCUCAAGGCGCGCCUGUGUUUCGACCCGGAGUUUUGGAACCUCCUGACCAUCAGGACUCAUUGCUUGGAGUUGAUAAGUGACAACGUCAUGAAGGCUGCUGUUCUCAGUGAGAUGAAGGAGGAAGAAGAGGAGGAAAAAAGGGAAGAGUUGUUCAUAAAUAAGUGUAUAAACCAAUCAUGCAGUCCAGGUUUGAAUCCCUGUCGGUGCACUGAGGCCGCAGAGACUGCUGUUGUGAGCCGAGACCUCCCAGAGGUGCAGGCUGUGGCUGAAGAGACAGAAAAGUGUGUGGCCCCGUCAAAUAAUAAUCUUCUGAAGAGGAGAAAAUGGAAAAAAAAGAUUGGAAGGAGAAACCGAUCGUUGUCUGACGAUGAACCCGAAAUUGUAGAUGAUCCAGAGUUCAAAUACAAACUCAAACUCACCUCUUUAGGCAAUAAAACGAUGUAUUCACUAAGACGCAAUCACAUUAAAACGGAAAAUUCAGCUUCCGUAAAAGUCCCUCUAAAACCCAAGAGGGAGUAUCUUGCUAGGUGUGUGAAGAGCCAAAUUCUGAAAAGGAAGGGUCGGAAGAAGCGAUGGUUGCAGGGUCUCCCGAGGCUGGACCAGUUGCAGACGGUUAAAAAGACCACGGUCAAAGUUAAGGAGAAGGUCAUAUACAAAGGGAAAAGGCGUGGGCGGAAGCCCUUACAGAAAGUGGAACUCUCAUACCCUGAUAAUGAAAUAUCCCGUAGAGAGGAAGAGUCUGGUUUUGAGGAGAUAACUGACACGGAAGACAAAGAGCCGGGCAUGCCUCACCUGGAGAAUGAACUUGAUCAAACGAGCAAACAGGAAGAGAAUCAAUUUGAGCAGAUGGAUGACCUCCAGAGGGAAAAUGGACUUGAGAAACUUCCAGACUCGGACUGUAAAAGCAUUCUCCAUGAACACACCCAAAAGGAAUCUCAAACCCAGCUUUGUCUUCCUGUUGGACCUCAAGCUGCUGCUCCGGCUGUUGAAGCCGAUCCUGAGCUCGAUGGUCCUCCCUUAUACUUCAAAUAUUGUCCAAUAGAAGCGUUACACAGCUACUCUCUAAAAUCCAAAAAGCCUGAUGAGGAGAAACCCCCAAAAUCCUCGGCACUGGACGAGGUUAAUGGCAAUACAGAAGAGGAGCCAAAACCCAAGGAGGAAACGGACACUGAGGUGAAAUCCAAGAGGUCAUGGAAGGACCAGAUGAUGCGUUCUCAACAAUAUGCCCACUUGAUGUACCACUGCAACAUUUGCCACAAGGACUAUAAAGGCUUGAAUGUCAUGAGACAUGCUCUCUCGCACCUUAAGAGUAGGAAACUCAAAUGUAUACUCUGUGGAAAACGCUUUAAGCAGCUCCCCUUUGCCAAAAAGCAUGUCAUGGACCACAUUGAUGAAAUGUCCAAACAGAAGAAGCAAUGCACUGAGGACGCUCCUGCUGCUAAUGGUGUAGCAGAUCAUGUGGACAAUCAGCAUCAGGAUACAAACACUACUUCCAUUUCCAAUGAGGAAACUCCUGAACCCAAACCCGCGGGGAAAUAUAAAGUGUCAAGCCUCAAAAGGGAAGAUCGAAUCAUCAGGAACCUGCGCACCCUCAUCAAAAAGACAGCUGUGCUUCACAAGAAGUGCAAAAACCCUGACGCUAAUAUAUACAGGCAGGUAGACUUCAAGGACGAGCAGGUAGUCAUUCAAGAUGGCCUGGUGAUCGUGAAGGACCCCCUUGUGGUGGGGAGGGAGAGGGUGGGAGAGGAGGAGAAUGGCUUCAGUGUGGACAUCACGUACCAACUGUGUCCCUCAGAGACCUGUGACAGAGUCUUCCUGAGGGUCAGCAGCACACUAACCAAGCACGCCAUCAAAUGCCAUAUCAGCGAAGAGAAGGUGCUGGAGAAGACCUUUGUGUGGGCCAAACAAAAGUGCUCCAUAUGCCUCAGGCAGAUCCAGUUUGUGCAGCACUAUAAAGACCACAUGAAGCUCCACGACACCACGCUGCUGCACUUCUGCUACCAUCAGGGCUGUGAGCAGCGCUUCCCUUCACAGCAGGAACUAAAGAACCACGUCAUCACCCAUAAGCCCUUCACACCUCAAUGUCCAUUCUCAGACUGCGAGAAGCUGUUCUCAAGCAUUACAGGGCUCCAUGAGCACGAAUGGAGACACUACAUCCCAGCGCCUCAGAAAGAUGAGCUGGAGAUGGGACACGGCAGACAGAUGCAGCAAAGUGCUGAAGCCCCCUGGAAGCAGAGGGUGAAAGUAGAGGAGCUGUGGCUGCAGAGUAAAAAGGGGCAGAGGGAGGAGGAGGCCUCUAAUGUCGAGGGUUCCAGAGAAAUUCAAACUGAAGGUCAGCACUGUAAAACUAACUUCCCAGACGGCUAUCAGCCGGAUAACUGCCCAGAGAAAACAGUCAGUCAUGAGCCUAUGUGCAACACUAAAUCCACCAUCAACGGACAUGAGCAGGGGACGAGGAGGACAGAAGGAAAGAAGUCCACUGGUUCUGGUGGAGCCACUCCAAAGAAAAGCCGUCGGAAAAGAGUGCCCUCCGAGGUGGACGCGUUGAACGUCAAAGACCUGGAGGACUUGACCACUUUGUCCGAGGGAGUCCAGCAGGCAAUAGGAGAGCCGCACAUCACCGAGCACAAAACGUUCAAACCAGAAGACUCCGCCACUUCCGUCAAAGCCCCCUUCAUCCGGCCGCCGCCCUCCACCUACCUGGAUGAAGCCCGGCUCUCCAUGCGCAAGAGGAGGGCCCCCAAAGAGGUCGCUACGAAGAAGAACACCUACUGGAAAAAUAAGGAGGAGCAGUUGGAGGAGGAGGUUCAGAAGGUCAGGCAGCGCUGCGACAAAUGUCUCUCCUCUUUCAGCAGCGUGGAGGAACUCCAGAAACACCAAGCCCUCAACACCUGCUCCGCACUCUUUGGCUUCGACUCAGACGAUGAAAGUAAGUAGGCUGG